UCAUAGUAAAUGUAUUUAAAUUAACUUAAAGAAAAAGAUCAUUAUGUUUCUUUAAUUAGGUUUAGUUCAGUGAUGUUGUUCUCAUGUUGAGGGAGGGACACUGAUAUUUCCAGCACUGGUCAUUAAUAAACAGUGUUAACCACAGAAAGUCCUUCACUGUGAAGAUAAAGUGCUUGAGUUAAAACAGUCAGUCAUUUGGUUGCUGUUGAUCUGAUGAGCUUCAACACGAUAUAUUUUAUGCUGAUGUUGGUCAGAAUGGCUCCUCGUCUUCCUCUGAUCUUUCUGCUCAUGAUUCACGGGGUUUCUAGUGCUCAUUGGGGUGUGAGUUACAGUCCUUCACACAUCUGUGCACUAAAGGACUCAUCAGUGAUAAUGAGCUGCACUUAUACAUACCCUACUGGAUAUCAGAUCAAGAAAGUGUUCUGGACCAAAGACACUGUAAAAGAGGGUGUAGAGCUUAAAGAUCUGUCUGAGGACCCUGAAUACAGUCAGAGGCUUCAGUAUCUGGGAGAUAAACAGCAGAACUGCACCAUCAGACUGAGUCAUGUGACACUGAAGGAUUCACAAAUGUACUAUUUCAGAUUCACCACUGAUAAACCUGAUGGUAAAUGGACUGGUAAACCAGGUGUGAAUCUUACUGUCACAGAUCUUCAGGUGGAGUCUCCUGAGAGAGUGACAGAGGGAGAUUCAGUCCGUCUGACAUGUAAAAGCAGCUGCACUCUGACUGACAGAGCAACAUUCAUCUGGUACAGAAACUCACAGCCAUUAACUGAGAGAAGAGACAGAAACAAUGAACUCCUGCUGCAGUCAGUCAGAAGAGAGGAUGCAGGCAGAUAUAGCUGUGCUGUACACGGACACAAUCACAUCUCUCCUGCUGUUGAGCUCAAUGUCAUGUAUCCUCCAAAGAACGUCUCAGUGUUGAUAACUGGAUCUGGUGAAAUAGUGUCAGGAGAUUCAGUGACUCUGAUCUGCAGCAGUGAUUCAAACCCUCCUGCUCUGAACUUCAGCUGGUUUAAAGGAGGAACGUUUGUAGGAUCUGGAAGAAUCUACAGCAUCUCAAAUAUCAGCUCUGAUGACAGUGGAGAAUACAAGUGCAGAUCCAUCAAUGAACAUGGAGUGAAAUACUCUGAUGCUGUGACUUUAAACGUCAUGUAUCCUCCCAGGAACGUCUCAGUGUUGAUAAAUGGAUCUGGUGAAAUAGUGUCAGGAGAUUCAGUGACUCUGAUCUGCAGCAGUGAUUCAAACCCUCCUGCUCUGAACUUCAGAUGGUUUAAGGAGAAUGAAAGCUCAGCUGUUGGAUCUGGACAGAGUUUCAGUGCACUACAGAGUGGACGCUUCUACUGUCAGGCUCACAAUCAACAUGGAUCUCAGAGAUCAGACGCUGUAACUGUCACAGUUCAUCAUGAUGCUGGUAGGAAUGUGAUUGUGAUCGCAGCGACAUCUGGAGGAUUAUUCAUCAUCAUCAUCAUCAUCAUCAUCAUCAUCCUGUUUAUAAUGAGGAAACGAAGGAGUGAUAAAACUGAAGAUCUCACAGUGACACAGAAUGAUCUCUAUUCUGACGCGUCACAGAGAGUUUCUCCGUAUGCCAGUGUGAAUCCAAAGAGAUUCAGAGGAAAAACUCCUGAAUCCAGAGAUACUGAGGAGAUCCAGUACGCAACUGUCCAACAUCACAGAAAGAAAGAGACGAAGAGAGCAGAAGAGACUGAAUGUCAGUAUGACGAUAUAAGAGUUCAUCAGCCUGAUCCUGCCGUGAGGCGAUCAACUGUUCAAACUGUGGAAGAGCCUUCAAUGAUCUACAGCAGCAUCAAAUGAGUGACAGAGUGUAUAUGUUAUAUUAUGUAUUAAUGUAAGUGUUUUAUAGAGUUUCCACUUCAUGUUUUACUUUACAUGUUCUUACAACUACAGCUAAAGCUUUAAUAAACCUGAGUAGUUAUUAACCUCCAUGCAGUUUAAGGCUGUAGUGUCUUUACUGGUUAACCAGGACUGAAGGGACCUCUGGUGGUGAAUGUAUAAAUUAUUCUUCAUAUGGACAGCAAUAUAGUGUGGCCCAUAUCUGCCUCUAAUUUCAAAUGGCUUCAGAUCAAUCAAUCAAUCAAUCAAUCAUUUAUUUAUAAAGCACUUUAAAAGCCGCAAAGUAUACCAAAGUGCUGUACAAGAAAGAUUUCAAUACAUACACAAAAUACAAAAAAUAAUAAUAGCAAUUAAUUAAGAUACAUAAGUAAAUACCUAUAAAACUACACAUCAAACACCUGUGAGCGAAAAUAGGUCUUAAGACGUGAUUUGAACAUCUGCAGAGAGGUUGAAGAAUGCACAGAGAAGGGAAGAUCAUUCCAUAGCCUAGGGGCCAGAUAUUUUUAAAGCCUUUAAUAGACCUUAUUCUGAGCAGCGCCAUGACAGGUAUGAAAGCGAGGCUGUGAGGGAUUGACUUACCAUAUUUUCAAUGACAUCCACUGUAAAAAGCUGUAUAAAGUUCUUAGAUCACUUACAAUUUCCCACAGUUCAUAUUGUCAGUUUUUUUUUUUUCCACUGAAAUUUCUCUGAAAGAUAUUUUUGCAGUGUUUCAUCAGCAUAACAAUCCCAAAACACAUUAAAUAACAGGACAACCCACUGAAGAGAUGUAUGUCUACCCCUCACAGCCUUGCUUUCAUUCCCAUUAAAAACCAAACAAGGCACUGUUGUGAAUAAGGUCUAUAGAGCAAAUAACAAAUACAUUUGGCCAUGCCCAUGUGGUCAUUUUCCCGCCCCUCCUCCACUCUGAGUGAAUGGCUGGGUAAAAAGUGGCAGUCAUGGGCACUGCAUUUUAUCCAAAGUUUAAGUUUUUUCAACUUUUGGCUUCUGUCACGCUGUUGGUGUUUUUAAAUACAUGGCGCUUCCUUUGAAACCAACUGGAAAAUGUGCUGGCCUUAGGAAAAAAUGUUUGGAAACACAAUGUUAUUGUGUUUAUGUGAGUGAAUCACAUGACAAUAACUAUCUAGAUAUCCAUCAAGGCUCAGUAUUGGCUGGCCCACAAAUUCUGACAUUUGUAAAUGAAAACACCAGUGAACAUGAAUUGAUUAGUUGUAUAUCUUCAUUAUUCUUAACUAUACUUAUUUGAGAUUUAGAGGAGGCAGUUCUAAUAUCGGUCACCGGGGGGGCAUUCUACUUCCUGUUUCUCAACAAUUGAAAAAUAUUGAUACCGCAGGAUUUGUUAGCAAACUGUUUGUACUGUACAGUUGUGUUCUGCACUCAGCGUGGAAUUGUUGCCAUCAUCUUGAAUUGUCAAUAGAACUGAAAAAAAAAAAAAAAAUGGAGAAAAUAUCACAUAAACUUACUUCAUAAGUAGAUGUUGAUUUUUCGAAAAUAUUUUUGUUUAAAAAUAUUUAAUGGUGAUCGGUGUUCCCAUUGGUUGGGCACUUGGAACUUCAUUUAUACUACUAUAAUUAUUUUCCUUUUGAUGCAGUGAUGUAACAAGAAAUCACAGUUGUUAGUUUUCAAAGGAAGGGAGGUAAUCAAAAGGGCUGCUUUUAAAGGUGAUCUAACUUCUAACAAAGUCAUUGACAUUAUCAAGUACCCUCUACAGCUCUUUGUUAGUUAGUGAAACUCUUGUGUAAGUGACUAAGCAUUUCUCAGUACAACAUACAAUUCCUAUUUCACUUAGUUUUUUUUUUUGUUUUUUUUAUUUAGGCAAUCAGUUACCAUGUUUUUUUAUAAGUAAGUCUUGCAAAUUUGAUUUUACAGUGUGUAGGCUCACUGAGCACACAGCGAGUGCGCUGUGAGGUUACACUUUUAGCUCACUGUGACCUCACAUUGUGACCAUAUCAUGAGUAUCCUGGGAGCUCAUGGUGAGAUCAUGGUGUUCACACAGCCUCUCCACAAGCAAAUAUUUUGAAGCAGUGUUAAAGGGUUAGGUAAUUAAUGACAGAAAUUACUCAACCUCAUGUCAUUCCAAACAACUUUCGUUCAUCUUCAGAACACAAAUUAAGAUAUUUUUGAUGAAAUCCAAGAGGAUUUAAAAAAAAAAAAAAUAUCCCCAAUAGAAAGCAACAUAAUUAUCGUCAUUCAAGGCCCAGAAAGGUACUAAAGACAUUGUUAAAAUAGUCAACGUGACUACAGUAGUUCAACCUUAAUGUUAUGAAGCGACGAGAAUGCUUUUUGUGCACAAGAACAAAACAAAAAUAAUGACUUUAUUCAACAAUUUCUUCUCUACUCUGUCAGACUCAUACACGGUUGACGCAGUGAACGCAGUUCAGUGCUUCUGUGUUUACGUCCAAAUGCCGGCUCAGUAUUGGCUGGUCCACAAGCCGGAACUCAAACUCAGGACACCCGAGCUGCAAGGCUAUCAGCGCAGACGAUAGGAUAUUUUUGACUUGACCGCAAUGUUUCUUCUCCAUCAUACAAUGCAUUUUGCCUGUACAUAAAUUAACCAUUAUGUUAUGUCAUUGUGUCACAGACACGCCAGGCUCCAACACCGUCCAAUCACAGCGCACUCAGUCACCACAUAAAAGACACUCACACACCUUCAGUCACUGUCCGGUCUCGUUUGCAUCUAGACUUACCUUCAUGCUAACCUCAAGGACUCCUAGCCAUCUACUUACCUGUCUCCAGCGUCUCCAAGUCUGCUCCUGUGUUCUCAGUUUGUGUGUGAGUGUCUUCCAUCUCCAGCAUUGUUCCUCUUCACCACUACAAACACAAAGGACAGUAUCACUCAUCCAUCUCUCAUCAUUCACUCCAAGAUUCAUUACAUACUCAUCUGCACGUCUGUAUCCUCUGCUGUCUAAUAAACAUCAUUAACUGUUA
This is a messenger RNA of Ctenopharyngodon idella (grass carp), 4776 nucleotides long. Its product is annotated as B-cell receptor CD22-like. The transcript is spliced from 10 exons. Bases 214 to 1812 code for a protein of 532 amino acids. The record is from RefSeq and is a predicted model, not a curated record. Lineage: Eukaryota; Metazoa; Chordata; Actinopteri; Cypriniformes; Xenocyprididae.